CAAAAAAAACUAUUUGACGUUUUAAAGAAGUUUUUGGACCAAACCAAUCUUACUACCAAGUUCAUAAUUGAACUCAAAAUUAAUGUUAGCAAAUAGUAAAUGUUUCGCCUUGUCCAACGCAGCUCCAAUACCAAGCCUCUAUGUUAUUUUUCCACCAUUGCAACUUUCCAUACCCAUUUCUCAACCUUAGAAGAAAACCUUUGCUCCAAAUUCUUAACUUCAUGCGCCCAAACCUCAAACUUACUUGAUGGAAAAGCAAUCCAUGCAAAAUUCAUCAAAGGCUCAAUCCCACAUUCCCUUUAUCUCCAAAACCAUAUCCUCAACAUGUACAUGAAAUGCGGAGACCUCUUCAACGGCCACAAGCUGUUCGAUGAAAUGCCUCAACGCAAUGUCGUUUCAUGGUCAGCCAUGGUUUCUGGCUUUACCCAACAUGGGUUUUUCAAUCAAGCUCUCUCUUUGUUUGUUUACAUGCUAAAGGAUGGAACUUCAAAGCCUAAUGAGUUCACAUUUGUUGGUGUUCUUCAAGCUUGUUCUUUGCACGAAAAUUUAGCUUUAGCUUACCAAGUUUACGCUGUCGUUCUACGUUUGGGGUUUGGGUCAAACGUGUUUUUAGUCAAUGCUUUUUUGACAGCUUUGAUGAGACAUGGGAAAAGAGAGGAAGCUUUGGAGGUUUUUGAGAAGUGUUUAAAUAAAGAUAUUGUGACUUGGAAUGUUAUGUUAAAUGGUUACUUGGAAAGUUCUUGUUUGGGUUUGCCUAAGUUUUGGGUUCAAAUGAAUAAUGGAGUGAAACCUGAUUGCUUUAGUUUUGCAAGUGUUUUAACUGGGUUGGCUUCUUUUGGUGAUUUAAACAUGGGUUUACAAGUGCAUGGCCAACUUGUUAAGUCUGGUCAUGGUAGUGAAAUAUGUGUUGGGAACUCUUUGGUUGAUAUGUAUUUAAAGAAUCAAAGGCUUUUUGAUGGUUUGAAAGCUUUCAAUGAAAUGGGUGAAAAAGAUGUCUGUUCUUGGACACAAAUGGCGGCUGGAUGGUUAGAGUAUGGGGAGCCUGCAAAGGCAUUGGAAGUUAUUGGAGAAAUGAGGAUGAUGAGCGUAAAACCCAAUAAGUUUACUCUUGCCACUUUUUUCAAUGCUUGUGCUAAUUUGGCUCUGCUGGAAGAAGGGAAGAAAGCUCAUGGGUUAAGAAUCAAACUUGGAGUUGAGAUUGAUGUUUGUGUGGAUAAUGCAUUGAUUGAUAUGUAUGCAAAAUGCGGUUCCAUGGAUGGUGCAUGGGGCGUUUUUAAGGCAAUGGAUGAUCGUUCUAUUGUUUCAUGGACGACAAUGAUAAUGGGGUGUGCCCAAAAUGGUCAAGCUAGAGAAGCUCUUAAGAUUUUUGAUGAGAUGAUUGUUAAGGGUAUAAAACCGAAUUAUAUUACCUUUGUUUGUGUGCUUUAUGCAUGUAGCCAAGGAAUGUUUACCGAUGAAGCGUGGAAAUAUUUCUCAUCCAUGACCGUUGACCAUGGAAUCUCCCCUGGUGAAGAUCAUUAUGUAUAUAUGGUACAUAUACUUGGCCGUGCUGGACAUAUUAAAGAAGCUGAAGAAUUAAUCUUGUCAAUGCCGUUUCAGCCAGGUGCACCAGUUUGGCAAACUUUGCUUAGUGCUUGUCAAAUUCAAGGGGAUAUUGAAACUGGGAAGCGGGCAGCAGAGCAUGCAAUAAAUCUAGACAGGAAAGAUCCUUCAAGUUAUGUGUUGUUAUCAAACAUGUUUGCUGGAUUCAACAACUGGGAUGAUGUGGGAAAGUUGAGAGAACUAAUGGAGACUAGGGAUGUAAAGAAAGUACCUGGAUCCAGUUGGAUCAAAAUAGAAAAGGACUGCUUAGUACCUCCGGCACCCUAGUAUUUACUUUCUUGAAGUCUGAUUAUUUGAGUUUUUAUUCUAUAGAUAGAUGAAGUACUUUAAAUUAUGGAAUCUAAAACCAGAGAGGCUCACCAAAUAACUGGUGCAAAAGGAAAAAAGUUUUGUAGAAGAAAAAAAAAAUAAAAUCUUGCAUUGCAUUUUUUGGUGAAGCAAUCUUUUCGUGAGGAUGAUGAAAUUCGUGGUCAAUUUCAUGCUCGUAGCAGCAGCUCGAUUUGGAAAUGGUUUUACGGCUUAUUAACGCCAUCAACCAAACCCGACGUGGUAUAUUCUAAGUUUCUUAUUGGCUAUCCCCACGAGUAUCAGUUUUGCUAACAUACGCCACAGCACUCAUUCCCCCCUCCUCUCUCACUAUCUACUAGCCAGCCUACAUCAGCUAAACGAUCACAUCAUUUUCCGAUAAAAAUUAUAAAAAAAAAAGGAAAAAAAAAGGCGUGGCGGUUCGUGCGACGGUGUCACGAUUCCCGAUUAACUCCGACGCCCAAGAAGAUUCCGGCGUUCCAUGGGGAUUAACCGUAACGCCAUUCGCGGCCAAAGAUGAGAACGGUCAAGCGCCGGUCUAUGGAUCGGACGGGCAUCUUUUACCUCGAUGCGAGAAUUGCUACGCUUACUUCAACACCUAUUGCGACCUCGACCAAUGGGCCUGGAAUUGCUCUCUUUGCGGCACACUCAACGGCCUCUCUUCUUAAUCCAUCGCCAGAUACUCUUAUCCUCAGUAAUGUGCCGAAAUGAUGUCGUUGUUUAUCGAUCUCGAGUUGCCUUGCAACUGUAAUUUGGUUGGUGAGAAAAAUGAGGAGGAGAGUGAGGGAUAAUGAAAAUUUUCCUUUUUAUAUACCAAAUCAUUUUGUUUUUCUUAUUUCUAUGUAGUGGAAGGAUCGGAGGAGGAAACGUUGCAUGCUCGUUCGGUGUAUGUUGCGGCUAUUGAUUUGUCAUGUUAGAUCCUCGUUUACUUAGAUUUUUAUUUUGUUGUUAUUAAUUUCCUUGAGUUGGAUAAUCUUCAAUGAUUAAAAUACUUACAGAAUUUUAAGUAUUGGAUGUACACUAUUAUACAGUUAAGACCAAUUUAGGAGGGGAAAAGUACUAGAUUUUAUUAGAUACUGGCAAAGUACAUUGAAUGUAAUGGGUUAUAGGGACAAAGUGUUGAGGCACCUUUAGACUCUUGGAUAUACUCAUGUUUCUGUGUAUCAUGCCCUUUUUUUUUUUUCUUAUUCUAGCUCUUGACCCUCAUACUUCACAUGUGGAGUUCAUGCAUGUAUGAUAGUAAAUAUGAAUAUGGCCAUAUGGGGAUGCCGAGUAGUUGUUGGCAGUUAAUUUUGUUGAAGAUUGCAUUUUGCUAAUCAGUUUUAUUUUACGUUUGAUGUGGGAGAAAAAUAUGUGUUUAUGUUGCUCAUAGUAAGAUGUUCUGAAAAAAAAAAAAAAGUACCGAGUUAAUA
Messenger RNA from Durio zibethinus, 3320 nucleotides. RefSeq names its product putative pentatricopeptide repeat-containing protein At3g15130. Lineage: Eukaryota; Viridiplantae; Streptophyta; Magnoliopsida; Malvales; Malvaceae. Gene Ontology annotation, biological process: RNA modification. Gene Ontology annotation, molecular function: protein binding; RNA binding. The record is from RefSeq and is a predicted model, not a curated record.